UCACAGGCUCAAAUAUUCCUCUUGUUCAUUUUGGUCACUGCUAUCUUUAACUACUUCAUUGGGACCUUCAUCCCUGUCGAGUCCAAGGAGAAAUUUGGCUUCUUCAGCUAUGACGCGGGCAUCUUGGCAGAUAACUUUGGCCCAGACUUUCGAGGGGAGACGUUUUUCUCCGUUUUUUCCAUCUUCUUCCCAGCUGCCACAGGCAUUUUGGCUGGAGCCAACAUCUCAGGAGAUCUAGCAGAUCCUCAAAUGGCCAUCCCUAAAGGAACGCUGUUGGCUAUCCUCAUAACGGGCCUCGUGUACGUGGGUGUGGCCAUCUCUGCAGGUGCUUGCAUCGUGCGGGAUGCUACAGGAAUGGAGAGUAACGUAACUCUCAGUGGCUUAAACUGCACUGAUGCGGCCUGUAAGUUCGGCUAUGACUUCAGUUCCUGCAGACCUGUUGAAGGAGGGAAGUCUGCCUGCAAGUUCGGCCUUUACAAUGAUUUCCAGGUCAUGAGUGUGGUGUCAGGCUUCGGGCCCCUCAUCACAGCCGGCAUCUUCUCCGCGACCCUCUCCUCGGCCCUGGCCUCUCUCGUCAGUGCCCCCAAAGUCUUCCAGGCCUUAUGCAAAGACAAUAUCUACCCUGGAAUUGCGGUUUUCGGGAAGGGCUACGGCAAAAACAACGAGCCCCUGCGAGGAUAUUUCCUCACCUUUGGCAUUGCCUUGGCCUUCAUUCUCAUUGCGGAGUUGAACAUCAUCGCCCCGAUCAUUUCCAAUUUCUUCCUGGCAUCGUACGCUCUCAUCAACUUCUCUGUGUUUCACGCGUCGCUGGCCAACUCCCCCGGAUGGAGGCCGAGCUUCAAGUACUACAACAUGUGGGUGUCUCUGGCCGGGGCCAUCCUGUGUUGUGUGGUCAUGUUCAUCAUCAACUGGUGGGCGGCCCUCCUGACCAACGUCAUCGUCCUGUCCCUCUACAUCUACGUCAGCUACAAGAAACCAGAUGUGAACUGGGGCUCGUCCACUCAAGCUCUGACGUAUCAUCAGGCCCUGACACACAGUCUGCAGCUGUGCGGAGUAGCUGACCACAUCAAAACCUACAGGUAACACAGCCUCCGUGAGUGAGUGAG
Sinocyclocheilus grahami is the source of this 1106-nucleotide messenger RNA. RefSeq names its product solute carrier family 12 member 2-like. Gene Ontology annotation, biological process: ammonium transmembrane transport; cell volume homeostasis; sodium ion transmembrane transport. Gene Ontology annotation, cellular component: apical plasma membrane. NCBI's taxonomy places the organism in Eukaryota, Metazoa, Chordata, Actinopteri, Cypriniformes, Cyprinidae. The transcript is spliced from 10 exons. The annotation marks the transcript as partial. The record is from RefSeq and is a predicted model, not a curated record. Gene Ontology annotation, molecular function: sodium:potassium:chloride symporter activity; ammonium channel activity.